This is a messenger RNA of Manis javanica (Malayan pangolin), 1726 nucleotides long. RefSeq names its product neuraminidase 2 (gene NEU2). Gene Ontology annotation, cellular component: intracellular membrane-bounded organelle; membrane; cytoplasm. Gene Ontology annotation, molecular function: exo-alpha-sialidase activity. Gene Ontology annotation, biological process: ganglioside catabolic process; oligosaccharide catabolic process. The record is from RefSeq and is a predicted model, not a curated record. NCBI's taxonomy places the organism in Eukaryota, Metazoa, Chordata, Mammalia, Pholidota, Manidae.
UGAGAGAAGCCCUGGGGAAGGCAGGAGCCACACUUCUUCUAGAAGCUGGGUUCCUACUGCCUCUGUUCACACAUCCUGACUUCCCACCCAGGCCCUGGAUCCGACGUGGUACAGUCUCUUUGAGCCCCAUGGCCACCUGCCCCGUCCUGCAGAAGGAGAGAGUAUUCCAGUCGGGAGCCUAUGCCUACAGAAUCCCUGCCCUGCUCUACCUGCCCCGGCAGAGGACCCUGCUGGCCUUCGCAGAGAAGCGGGUGAGCAAGAAGGAUGAACACGCGGAGCUGAUCGUCCUGCGCAGGGGGAGCUAUGACGUGUCUGCCCACCAGGUGCAGUGGCAUGCUCAGGAGGUGGUGGCCGAAGCCCAGCUGGAGGGCCACCGGUCCAUGAACCCGAGCCCCUUGUAUGAUAAGAAGACAGGGACCCUUUUCCUCUUCUUCAUUGCCGUCCCCAAGGAUGUCUCCGAGCACCACCAGCUCUUCACCAGGGUCAACGUGACGCGGUUUUGCCAGGUCACCAGCACAGACCAUGGGAAGUCCUGGAGCCCCGCCAGAGACCUCACCGGCCCUGCCACUGGCCCUGCCUACAAGGAGUGGGCUACCUUUGCGGUGGGCCCUGGGCACUGCCUGCAGCUGCACAACGGGGCUCAGAGCCUCUUGGUGCCAGCCUACGCUUACCGGAAGCCCCCUGUCCUCGGGAGGCCACACCCCUUUGCCUUCUGCUUUCUCAGCCAUGACCAUGGGCACACGUGGGAGAGAGGGAACUUCGUGGCCCAGGACACCCUGGAGUGCCAGGUGGCUGAAGUCGGGGAUGCUGGGCAGAGGGUGGUGUACCUGAACGCCAGAAGCCUGCUCAGAGCCAGGGUGCAGGCCAAGAGCACCAACGAUGGGCUUGAUUUCCAGGAGACCCAGCCGGUGGGCAAGCUCGUGGAGCCUCCCCACGGCUGCCAGGGCAGCGUUGUCAGUUUCCCCAGCCCCCAGGCGGGGUCAGGCUCCUCUGCCCAGUGGCUGCUCUACUCCCACCCCACGGACCCAGAGCAGAGAGCCAACCUGGGCGCCUACCUCAACACGCAGCCACCGGGCGCCACGGCCUGGUCAGAGCCCACGCUGCUGGCCAAGGGCCCCUGCGCCUACUCGGAUCUCCAGAGCCUGGGCAUCGGCCCCGACGGCUCACCCCAGUUUGGGUGUCUGUACGAAGCGGGUAAUUACGACGAGAUCAUCUUCCUCAUGUUCACCCUGAAGCAAGCCUUCCCUGCUGAAUGUGCGGCUCAGUGAGCCCCCUGCGCUGUCUGGGGUGCUCCCGCUGGCUGCCGCUUCCUGCCCACCGGCUGAGAGGUCCCUGGCUUUGCCUGUCAGGACCUGGGAGAGCCGCUCGUGAUUCCCGUCAUUCAAAGCGUGCCAAGAGAUUUGCCUCUUGCCUUUUGUCUGUCUUCUCAAAGGGUUCUAUUUUUAGCCCAGAAAAUGGGGGGACCCGGCUUUGGCGGCCCCUCCACCAGACCAGCCUGCUGGGAGAGCUCGGCGCAGCUCGGCCUGCACACGCCCCCAGCCCAGCUUUGGUGCAGGUCCUGAGAAUUAGCUAGUCUAGCACAUUUCUUCUUGGGAAUGCUCAGGUUCCUGAGGAAAGUCUGAGACAAAGGCAUAAGUUAGCAAAGACGUGGUGUGUGUGUGUGUGUGUGUGAUGUGUGAUGUGUGAUGUGUGUGUGUGUGUGAUGUGUGGUGUGUGUGUGUGUGUG